AUGACUGAGGCCACUUCCUCCCUGAAACUUGAAGCAGUAGAAAGAGAGAAACUUCCUGGUUCUGCUCCUCAGAGAGGCGUAGAUGAGAGUGUGAGAGCCCAAGUGACUCAUAAGGAUAGACCUGGGCACGAGGAGGAGGAAAAACAUUUGCUUAAAUUAUCAUCUCUUCUCCCUUCUGCCAGACGUGAUUGGCUCCGUCCUCCCGGCCCGGCCUGCCACCUUACCAGCCGUCCGGCCUUCCGGUUCUCUCGCUCCUCUCCGGUCCGCUCAGUCCGUGCUAUGGAGAGUACUGGCUCCCUCCUGGCCCCAAGGAGUCCACCUCAGCACGACAGCCCCAGCUUCCCGACCUCUCUGGAAAGACGGCUCCUGUCUCCGGACUUCACCUCCAGUCAGCCCCAGAGCUCCUUGGCCCUGGACAGUCCCCACGCACCUACUGGGCCCGCGACAGAGGAGAGAACUGACUCGGAGGAGGUCGUGACCUAUAUUUCGGAGAGCAUGGUCGUGACUUCGGCUGAUGAGGAGAAGCUGCUUCUGCUUAACAAGAACACCGAGCUGCGACGCCUCAACAAGGAGCUAGUGAAGCUGAACCAGGAGUGGGACCAUAUCUACCGCAGCACCACCCUGGAGAUGCAGCAGAAGCUGGGGUCGCUGCAGGCCGAGGUGGUCAGCCUCAAACAGAAGACGGAGAGGCUGACCAUGAAGCUGGAGCAUGAGCAGAACAAGAGGGAGUACUACGAGCAAACCCUGGUGCAGGAACUUAAGAAGAACCAGCACUUGCAGGAGUACGUGAGACACCUGGAGAGCAAGAUGCCACUGAGUGGCAACGCAAAGCCUCCUCUGACCCUGGGGGUGCCUUUCUCUGCCACUUGGGAGGACUACGGCGAUCCCCCCUUCCCGCUGGCCAGGAAGAGCUUGAAGGACAACGCUCCGCGCAAAUACGAAGCAGCGGGCCAGAAGGGGCGGAACGGCGAGCCGCCCAAGACCCCCAGGCACAAGCUCCUCUCGUCGCCCGGCCGGGCCCUGCUGGACGGCUCCGACCCCAAGAAGGAGGUGACCGACCUGAAGGAUCAGUUGGAAGUCUUGAGGUGUCAGACGGAGAUUUACGAGGCCGACUAUCUGACCGAGCACAAAGACCGGGAACGAAUCAAGGCGGAGAACGUGAAGCUCCGCAAGAAGGAAGAAGAAAUGAGGCAACAGAUGAUGCUUCUGCAAGAACAGCUCAAGAUCUUCGAAGACGACUUCCGGAAGGAGCGGUCCGACAAACAGGUGCUGCAGCGUCUCCUGAAGAGCAAGUCCGAGGCCCAGAAGCCCGUCCUGGUGCAUCGCUGCAACGGCCACGAGAAGUCGCCGGGCCCCUCGCCGGCCUCCUCCCCGCAGCCCAAGCAGGGCGGCGGCGGCGGCGGCGGCAAGCGCUGCGACAGGCCCAGCCCCAAGCACGGUGACUGUCCCAGGCACUGCCGCCGGCGGGAGGCCCAGGCCCAGGCCUCUCCCUUCACCCGGGACUAUUAGGGGCCGGGGGUCACUCGGCGCCUGCCCUUCCUUCCCGCCUCUUCCUCGAAGCCGAGACUAAACUACCCGGCUCUCCUUCAGUCCUCCCGGCCCCCGCGGGACUGAAAUCCCAGCCUUGAA
Tachyglossus aculeatus (Australian echidna) is the source of this 1629-nucleotide messenger RNA. RefSeq lists its product as uncharacterized. Bases 1 to 1509 code for a protein of 502 amino acids. The transcript is spliced from 7 exons. The record is from RefSeq and is a predicted model, not a curated record. Gene Ontology annotation, biological process: regulation of transcription by RNA polymerase II; cellular response to lipopolysaccharide. NCBI's taxonomy places the organism in Eukaryota, Metazoa, Chordata, Mammalia, Monotremata, Tachyglossidae.